This is a messenger RNA of Morus notabilis, 1069 nucleotides long. Its product is annotated as putative axial regulator YABBY 2. The transcript has 6 exons. The coding region runs from base 88 to 828 and encodes 246 amino acids. The record is from RefSeq and is a predicted model, not a curated record. Gene Ontology annotation, biological process: multicellular organism development; cell fate commitment. Lineage: Eukaryota; Viridiplantae; Streptophyta; Magnoliopsida; Rosales; Moraceae. Gene Ontology annotation, cellular component: nucleus.
AUUAACCUCCUCUCUCUCUUUCUCUCUCAUCCCUAAACAUUCCAAGCAUUAAUAUCUCGCCCCCCUCGUCCGCUACAGAAAGCCAAGAUGGUUAAGAGAGAUGGGUCACUCCCACCCACUGAUUCUCUCAAUCAUAACACCCCCACUCUCUCUCUCUCUCUCUCUCUCCCUCUCUCUCUCUCUCUCUCUCAUAAAUCCACAAUCCACCUUUACCAUAAACCAUCUUUUCUUUCUUUCUUGACAUAUCACAAAAAACCACUACAUCCACUCCCCACUUCACUCCGACCAGACCAGUCCCAUCCUCACCCUCCUCUUAUUGAGGUUAGUGUUCCAUGCAGCAGCUUAUUUACAAUUGUCACAGUGAGAUGUGGGCAUUGUGGAAAUCUGCUGUCCGUCAAUAUGGAAGCUGCUUCACUUCAAACGGUUCCUCCUCAAGAUCCCCAGUUGCAGAAACAGAUUUCGAGCUCAGAAAAUCCGGUUAAGGAGUAUGGAUCAUCUUCCAAGUGUAACAAGCAUGCAAAUUUAUUGGAAUCUGUCGACCAUGAACAACCAGCAAGGUCAUCUCCGAUUCGCCCUCCAGAGAAGAGACAACGGGUUCCCUCCGCAUACAACAGGUUUAUUAAGGAGGAAAUUCAAAGGAUUAAAGCUAGUAAUCCAGACAUUAGUCACAGGGAAGCUUUUAGCACAGCAGCAAAAAAUUGGGCACAUUUUCCUCACAUCCACUUUGGGCUAAAGCUCGAUGGUACCAAGAAUAAACAAGCAAAGUUGGACCAAACAAUCCCUGGAGAUCAUCAGGGAACUCAUCAAGCAGCCAAUGGAUUCCACUGAUCAGAAAUACAUGGUACUUCUGUGAAUAUACAUGAUCAGCUAUUAUAUAUAUAGUUUUUCAAUGUACUAGUAAUUGAAUAAUAUAUAUAUAUAUAUAUUUGUAACUAUACAAAUUUGGAAAAUUAUGAGGUUGAUGACAUUUCCUAACUAUUUAGGAAGGCGUCUUUAACACCUUUAUUAUUACCUUUUCAAGUACGAGUGCUUUUCCUUUUCAACUUUGUUUUGUUUUACAAGUAAUUGC